This is a messenger RNA of Acinonyx jubatus (cheetah), 942 nucleotides long. RefSeq names its product cytochrome P450 3A30-like. Gene Ontology annotation, biological process: oxidative demethylation; steroid metabolic process. The record is from RefSeq and is a predicted model, not a curated record. NCBI's taxonomy places the organism in Eukaryota, Metazoa, Chordata, Mammalia, Carnivora, Felidae. Gene Ontology annotation, molecular function: iron ion binding; heme binding; oxidoreductase activity, acting on paired donors, with incorporation or reduction of molecular oxygen.
AUGGCAGCCCCAGCCAACAGCUUGGCUGGUAAUUUGUUACAGAGCAAAACUAAUACAGAGAUUGAGGAGCUGGAACAUCUUGGAUGGUUGCAGCAGGAAACUCUGCAGACUGUCCAGGAGCAUGACUGUCAGCUGGGUUUGCUGGGCAGGGAGCAGGUGGUGGUGGUGGUGGUAGUGGUGGUGGAACACCAAGUGGAUUUGCUUCAGCUCAUGAUUAACUCCCGGAAUUCCAAAGAAAUGGACACCCAUAAAGAUAAGCAAGGAGAUCCUCAGAGGGCCAGUGAUGGGGAAGCUCAAAGACAUGCAGUGGUUUUGAAAUGUGCAGAAAGAUUUCCAAUGGAUGGAAUUUCUGCACAUGGAAGAAAGACACAUGUUCAGAUACAAGUGGUAGCAGAAGCACUCUCUGGAAGCCCACAGCCUCGGAAUGUCUUUCCUCUCCUUUUAGCUCUGUCUGAUCUGGAACUUAUGGCUCAAUCUAUUACCUUUAUUUUUGCUGCCUGUGACACCACAAGCACAUCUCUUUCCUUCCUUGUGUAUGAAUUGGCCACUCACCCUGAUGUCCAGCAGAAACUGCAGGAGAAGAUUGAUGCGACUUUCCCCAAUAGGGAACCUCCCACUUAUGAUGCCCUUGUACAGAUGGUGCUGAAUGAAACUCUCAGAUUAUACCCACUUUCUGGUAGACUUGAGAGGAUCUGUAAGAGAGAUGUGGAAAUCAAUGGCAUGUUCAUUCCCCAAGGGACAGUGGUGGUGGUGCCAACCUUUAUUCUUCACCAAGACCUGGAACUCUGGUCAGAGCCUGAGGAGUUCCAUCCUACAAGGUACAAGGAACCCUGGAAAAGGGAACCCACCCUCAUAUUGGAGGAGAUUCUGAUAUCUCAGUAUAGAUGACAAAUGUGUGAUUGUACAGUUAUUUAUUUGUACAUUUUUUUGCUCUUAGAAGUU